Saccostrea cuccullata (small rock oyster) is the source of this 1536-nucleotide messenger RNA. RefSeq lists its product as uncharacterized. Bases 193 to 1536 code for a protein of 447 amino acids. The record is from RefSeq and is a predicted model, not a curated record. NCBI's taxonomy places the organism in Eukaryota, Metazoa, Mollusca, Bivalvia, Ostreida, Ostreidae. Gene Ontology annotation, molecular function: DNA binding. The transcript is spliced from 4 exons. Gene Ontology annotation, biological process: DNA recombination; DNA integration.
GAGACGAAAUUUUGCUAGAGACUAAUGAUAAUAAGAAAGUUACAAAGGAAACUACUGGUAGUAAUCCUCCGUUGGAUAUUUCGGACGUGGUGAAGCUUGUUACAGGAGUUUUGCAGUCACAGUUUCAAAACCUUUCAGGGUGGAAGACAGUAAACGAGUAUCAGUCCAGAGAAAUUGCCGACAACUCUGACGAUGAGAAGAAAAUUAGAAGCGCUGAAAACCGAGCCCUUAGGCAGCAAAGGCAAACCCAGAACAAGCGUUUCCACCCGUAUGGCUCCUACAGAGCUUCUACAGCGUCAGCAGCGGCAGGCUCGGCAGCCCAGCUUACUUCUGGUUCUUCCUCUACUGCUACAUCUCAGCCAUAUACAUAUCAGCAGCAGCCCUUUCGUGGCAAACUCACAAGGCGUCAACCACAGCCCAGCGACGUAUGCUUCAACUGUUUUUCCACUGGACACUGGAAAACCAACUGCCCCAAAAACAAGUCACAAAGUCAAUGAUAAGUAUACAGUUCCGGACAGACGAAUCGAGGAUGCUAUCUGUUGUCUACAGAAAACUAUCAUUCAUUUUCCCGAUGUAACAGCGAGGGAACUUGCAAGAGUAGUGGGGAAGAUCAUUUCUAUGACUCCAGUAAUGGAUAUAUUUAAAGUGGGCAGAUGGACGGGAAUUAAUUGUGGAUUACAGGAUCAUCGUCUAGCGGAACUUGCUUCUGAACUACCCAGAUAUUGUGUAACAUCUAAGGCCGAAAAUACAGCAAAACAGUACAGGUACGCUUUUAAUACCUUUUGUAAGUGGUGUAGCAGCUUUAACCCUGGGAUUCAAUCACUUCCUGCUUCGGAAAACAACGUUGCACUAUAUAUUAUACAUUUAGCAAAACAAUGUAAAUCGUCUGGCACAAUACAUUCAGCUAUACAUGCCAUCAGUUGGGCACAUAGCCUAGCAGGUUAUAUAGAUCCUUGUGACUCAGCUUUGGUAAAAACUGUUAAGGAAGGGGCAGUUAGAGAGACAUCAAAACCAGUGAUUAAAAAAGAGCCUAUAACGCCUGAACAUUUGAAAACUCUGGUUUCUACAUUUGGAGAGGAUGGAAAUUUAUACAAUUUAAGAACAUUGUGUAUGUGCUUAUUAGGUUUUGCAGGAUUUUUGAGAUUUUCAGAAAUAGUUAACAUUCGUUACUCAGAUAUCUGUAUACAGACUAAUUGUGUAGAAAUUAACAUUGUUAAAAGUAAAACAGAUGUUUAUAAAACUGGUCAUAAAGUUUGUAUUGCUAGAACAUUUUGUGAUACCUGUCCUGUAAAUAUGUUGGAAAAGUUUUUAAAAUUGUCAAAUGCUGACAUGCAUUCUCCUCUGUUCUUGUUUAGAUCUCUGUCAUUUUGUAAAAAAUUCCAAACUUAUAAACUGAGAUCGGAUAAUCGUCCAAUUUCUUAUACAAGAGCAAGAGAAAUCAUUUUGGAUUCACUUGAAAAGAUUGGUUUAGACAAGUGUAAAUUUGGUGAUUUUGAGAUCAGGUGGCGCUACCUCCGCAGCCGCCGCAGGUGUUAG